AUGGACGACACUGAAGUCCAAGUAGAACCGGUGCAACAAAACAACUCUAAAAAAUAUGUGGUCGUCAUGGCGCUGCUCUUCGUUAAUUUAUUAAAUUAUAUGGAUCGCUUUACGAUAGCCGGAAUUCUCUCCGAAUUACAAGCCUAUUUUGAUAUGAACGAUAAAGAAGCGGGGAUGCUGCAGACUGUCUUCAUCGUUUUCUACAUGUUUUGUGCGCCGCUCUGCGGAUACCUGGGUGAUCGCUACAACCGGAAGUUGAUCAUGAUUUCUGGGUUGAUAAUCUGGAUCCUGGCCGUUUUGUCGAGUAGUUUUGUGACAAAGAAUCACUAUUGGGUGUUCCUAUUCCUUCGCGGAGUCGUCGGAAUUGGAGAAGCCUCCUAUUCUACAGUAGCACCAACAAUAAUCGCCGAUAUUUUCACCGGAAGUGCUCGCUCGACAGUGUUGAUGAUCUUCUACUUUGCUGUUCCGGUUGGAAGUGGUAUGGGCUACAUCGGUGGAGCCUAUGUCUCACUUUGGCUAGGCGGUUGGCAGUGGGGAAUUCGAUUCACACCGGUUCUUGGCUUCUUCUGCCUCCUGCUCCUCAUCUUCUGUGUCGAAGAGCCAGCCCGAGGUGCUGCUGAUCACGCCCACCUUGCCACCAGCUCUGUCAAGGAAGAUAUGAAGUAUCUCUGGUCCAUCAAGACCUUCCGUCUUAACACUAUCGCAUUUACAUGCGUCGUUUUCGCAGUAGGUGCCCUAUCCUGGUGGACACCGACCCUAAUCUCUCAUGCCUAUGCUAUACAACAUGGUAUUGAUGUUGUGCCUCCAAGUGAGAAGGCCAGUGUCUCCCUCGUUUUUGGCCUUAUCACAUGUUGUGCCGGAAUCGUUGGUGUUGUCGUUGGUUCUACCGUAGCCCAGGCCUGGAGAGAAGGUCGUUGGGGCUUCAAGGCCACUCACACCGCCGAUACUUUUGUCUGCGCUACCGGAAGCCUGCUUGCGAUGCCUUUCCUCUAUAUCUGUCUGGUUACCGCAGCUCAUCACAUUACUACGGCUUGGGUCCUAAUGUUCUUCGGUGUCACUUGUAUGUGUCUGAACUGGUCCGUUAAUAUGGAUAUGCUUAUGUACACGGUCGUUGCCAAUCGCCGCGCUACCGCUACAGCCAUACAAACCCUUCUUUCUCAUCUUCUUGGAGAUGCGACAUCCCCAUAUGUUAUUGGAAAUAUUAGUGAUAUGUUAAGAGGGGAUUCUACAACCCAAAUCGAUGCCUUCUUUGCGCUGCAAAAAGCGUUGUUCAUCACUGCAUUUGUUUUGGUCGCUUCUGGAGGGUUCUAUCUCUGGGCUUCGUUUUAUAUUGUGGAUGAUCAUCAUAGGGCUAAGGAGGCUAUGGGUGUAACUGACGAAUGGGCUGAAGAUGCGGAUGACGUCGAAACGCUAAUCCGUGAUGUUCGCCACCAUAACAGUGAUGAA
Molecule: messenger RNA, 1446 nt
Organism: Mesorhabditis spiculigera
Lineage: Eukaryota; Metazoa; Nematoda; Chromadorea; Rhabditida; Rhabditidae
Source: the annotation of a GenBank genome assembly